AUGGAGCGAAACCAACGAAUAUUACUAAUACUUUGUGUCGUCUACGGACUUUGGAACAAUGGCUCUCAAUGGACAACAACGUUACUUUCUUUCUUGCAAUGGGACACUAUUCAUGUGAUGUCAAUAGUGGAUAUUGGUUACAUUCAGUCAUUUGGGAGCUUUUGCAAUGCCAUUGGUGCUCUUGCUGCGGGACAGAUAGCUGAUACCACUGGACCCAAAACGAUGCUCCUCCUUUCAACCAUUGUCACUUCUAUCUAUUAUUCUUCGCUAGCUUUUGCCAGAUGUUGGUACUCCUUCUUUUUUUUACAGCUAUUCCGAAUGGGCUACCUACUCGAUGCAGUUGCUGAGAUGUACUUAGCAACUAUUACAACAGAACGUGAAAGAACCAAGGCUCUGAUGCGAUUCACUGUACCACAGGCAAUUGCAAUGUUCUUGGGUCCGAUGUUGGCAUCACAAUUGGCUGUUAAAACCACCCUUAGAGGAUCACAAUUUAUUUGUGGUGUCACUUUGCUGGUGACACUAACUCCACUCAUCUAUUUUAUGCUACCAUACACACACACUGUACCCAAACUUGCUACUGCACGACUACGACCACAGGACUACUUACCUAUGGUCAAAAAUAAUUCAGCCCUUCGAGAAGGUAUUCUAUUGCGAGGAUUACUUAUUGCCGCUUACGUGUGCUAUGAAUUAAUAUCUAGAAACUUUCUUCUCCGUUCACUUAUGCAGGUUAACCCUAAUGAUUCGGCCAAAGUACUAAUUGUCAUGGGUACAUCACUACUCGUAGCACAAUUUCUUUUUUUGCCUUUUUUACAAAAACGUCUGUAUCCAAGAUCAGUACUCAUUACCGCAUUAGCUGCCCUUACUUUCGCCUACACUUUAACCAGUUUUGCUAACAGUCUCAAUCAACUACUUGUUAUCGUGGCCGUUCAAACAGCUUGCUAUUCAGUGGCUUAUGCCGAAACCUGUACUCAAAUUACAAGUGCCGUAGAUAUGACUGAUUUGGGAAAAGCCACAGGACUGGCAUCUGCCGCUCAAUGGAUCAUACAUUUCAUCGUACCCAUUUACACGUCGCAUCUCGUACAACAUUGGCAUUAUACUUAUGCAUUUUAUACCAGUGGAAUACUUUCACUCCUGACUCUUUGCUACAUUAUUUUAGUAGCAAAACAUCCGAAUGCACGUGUAAAUUCUUUGUUACCCUCAAUUUAUCUCGCAUAG
Thelazia callipaeda (thelaziosis nematode) is the source of this 1215-nucleotide messenger RNA. The record is from the annotation of a GenBank genome assembly. NCBI's taxonomy places the organism in Eukaryota, Metazoa, Nematoda, Chromadorea, Rhabditida, Thelaziidae.